Messenger RNA from Drosophila subobscura, 2124 nucleotides. RefSeq names its product doublesex- and mab-3-related transcription factor A2 (gene dmrt99B). Bases 247 to 1767 code for a protein of 506 amino acids. The record is from RefSeq and is a predicted model, not a curated record. Gene Ontology annotation, cellular component: nucleus. Gene Ontology annotation, biological process: sex differentiation; regulation of transcription by RNA polymerase II. NCBI's taxonomy places the organism in Eukaryota, Metazoa, Arthropoda, Insecta, Diptera, Drosophilidae. Gene Ontology annotation, molecular function: protein binding; RNA polymerase II cis-regulatory region sequence-specific DNA binding; DNA-binding transcription factor activity, RNA polymerase II-specific. The transcript is spliced from 4 exons.
AAUCAGUUGCAAUCGAGGGCUCAGUGUGUCAUGUCGUCAGGGCGCGCGUCUUAGUCCAGCAAUUGUUAUGCCAAACCCAACGAAAUUCUCAAUGAUAAACUACUAAUAAAUCAUAGAAAAGAUUCAAUAAGAUCUCUAGUGAAAUUAUACAAAAGAGAGAGUCUACAACAAUAAACCAACCCAGCAGUGUCUUGUGUAGUGAGUGAUCAACGGUACGGGGGAUCGAUCAGUUUUGUUACCAUUGAAAUGAGUCUGCCGUCGGGAGUGGAUAUGCAGAACCUAAUGUCACAGCAUCCGGUGCUCGGAGCCCUUCCGCCUGCGUUCUUCCUGCGCGCCGCCUCCGAAAGAUAUCAACGCACUCCUAAGUGCGCUCGCUGUCGCAAUCAUGGCGUGGUCAGCGCCUUGAAGGGCCACAAGCGCUACUGCCGCUGGCGGGACUGUGUCUGCGCCAAGUGCACUCUCAUUGCGGAACGUCAGCGGGUCAUGGCCGCUCAGGUUGCCUUGCGACGUCAGCAGGCGCAGGAGGAGAAUGAGGCCCGGGAGUUGGGUCUGCUGUACACAUCCGUUCCGGGCUCCGGCCAGCAGAAUGGCAGCGACAGUGUCACGCCCACACCACAUAGUCCCACACACAGUGGAAAUGGAGGUCCAGCCAGUGUCGGAUCGGGCCAGAAUGGUGUGUUCCAUGGAGGGAUUCCCUCGCCUCCGAGCGACGGCUUUGAAUCCAGCUCCACGCCCAAUCAUCACCAGCAGCAGCAGCAACAGCAGCAGCAUCACCAGCAGCAGCAGCAGCACAGCCAGCACCAACAUCAGCAGCCACAGCGACAGCCGUCGCAGCACUACAAUGGCAAUGAAUCCGACACGGAUGGACGCACCCGUUCCGAGCACCUCAGCGUUGGCUUCUCACCCACACGCACCGAGCUGGACGAGAGUCCCGUCUCGAAGCGCGGAGCAGCCCUGUCCAACGAGACGGACCAGGACACCGGCUCUGAGUCGGGUUCACCGAGCAGUCCCCGGCCCAAGGUCGCUGGGCUGUUCAACCUGACCGCCAGUCUGUCGCCCGCCCGCACUGGUCCGCCCAGCUCCCCCGAGUCCGAUCUAGACGUGGACUCGGCGCCGGAUGAGGCCACGCCAGAGAAUCUGAGCCUCAAGAAAGAAGACAGCCAGUCGCCGCCCAAUACUCCCGCCGAGAAUCUGCACCUGCUGCGCUCCUUUGGCAACGGCCAUGCCCAGGGCUUCAUGCCGUACCAUCACACGCAGUUCCUGGCCGCCGCCGGCCUGCCCACACACCACCACCCAGCGGCGCACUCUCCCCUCCAGCAGCAGCAUCUCGGCCAGCAUCCCCAGCAACAGCAGCAGCAGCAGCAACAGAGAUCUCCCAUCGAUGUCCUGAUGCGAGUGUUUCCCAAUCGCCGGCGCAGCGACGUGGAGCAACUGAUGCAGCGGUUCCGCGGCGACGUCCUGCAGGCAAUGGAGUGCAUGCUGACCGGCGAGGAUCUCGGACAGACACCGCCCCAAGUGCCACCGUCUCCGCCAUUCCCCAUGAAGUCCGCCUUCUCGCCCCUGGUUCCACCCACCGUGUUUGGCUCGCCAACGCACCGCUACCAUCCCUUCAUGCAGGCCCACGCCAAGCGAUUCCUCUCCGCCCCGUACACCGGCACGGGCUACCUACCCGGAGUCCUCAGCGCGGCGGAUAUCGAGCAGUCGGAGUCAAAUGGCGCCGGCGGCAUCGGCCUGGACCGCAGCAGCAACGCCGACUCCCAAGAUUGAGGCAGCACCAACAUAUUCAGGCCCUUCGAAUGAGGCCGUCCCUGCCCCAACCCCAAAUCGUGUGUACGAUUUUGUUUUAGGCAAAUCGCUUAGAGCGGGAUCUAUCCUAGCCAUUUAUGCGUAACAGUGACUGUAAAUUACGUUUACUGUGGAACUGCUAGCCCAAGUAUUGUACCAUAGAGACCAUACUUAUAGACAUUACAUAUACAGAUGGAUGUCGGUGCCCAGUUAAGAGCCCUAAGAUACAUUUAUUUAGCUGAAAUUAACAUUGUGACGAUAGAGAUGAAGAGUUUAUUCUGUAAGGGAUGGAUCGAUCGCAUCAAGCAUGGAUAUAUCCGCGUGUAUCAUAUAAAUAUA